Molecule: messenger RNA, 1575 nt
Organism: Knipowitschia caucasica
Lineage: Eukaryota; Metazoa; Chordata; Actinopteri; Gobiiformes; Gobiidae
Source: the annotation of a GenBank genome assembly
AUGCAUCGCCCCACACUAAGCUCUAUUUCUGUCGCAUUUAACGAGAUGAAGAAGCAGGACGCAGAUGAGGCAUCGGCUCUGCAGGGCCCCGAAGAGGCUCCAGUUCCAGCAGCAGAGAUUGAGACGCCUGCCGAAGACAGUGUGGAGUGCACCAGCCCCAAAGAGUCAGACACACAGAGCCCACAGACAGACAGCCCUCCACAAGCUGAGAAUACUCCAGCAGAAGUCCCAGAUGCUGCCUUGUCUCAGUGCGACAUGGCUGAGGAGCUCAGUCGGCAGCUGGAGGACAUCCUCAGCAUUUACUGCAGAGAGAGUGUAUCCAGCAACAGCACUGUGGCCAACGGUCAAACACUCAGCCCAGAGUUUAAUGGCCACAGCGAUAAGGGGGCAGACAAACCAGCAGGAGCUAAAGUGGAAAAAGACCAGAAGAAGUCCCAGGACAAGAAGAAAGUCAAGGGUCUGGGCAAAGAAAUCACCCUUCUAAUGCAGACCCUUAACACACUGAGUACCCCAGAGGAAAAACUUGCAGGACUUUGUAAGAAGUACGCUGAGCUGCUGGAGGAGACUCGGAACUCUGAGAAACAGAUGAAGGUCUUGCAGAAGAAGCAGACGCAGCUCGUGCAGGAGAAGGACAACCUGAGGAACGAACACAGCAAAGCGGUCCUGGCCCGCGGCAAACUGGAGAGUCUCUGCCGGGAGCUGCAGCGACACAAUCGCACUCUCAAGGAGGAGGGCAUAAAGAGGACCCGGUUGGAAGAGGAGAAACGGAAGGAGGUGACGUCGCACUUUCAGGUGACCCUGUACGACAUCCAGGCCCAGAUGGAACAGCACGACGAGCGCAACGCCAGCCUUAGGCAAGAGAACGGCGAGCUGGCCGAGAAGCUGAAGAAACUCUAUGAGCAGUACAAGCUAAGAGAGGAGCACAUAGACAAAGUGGUGAAGCACAAAGACCUUCAGCAGCAACUCGUGGACGCCAAGCUGCACCAGGCUCAGCAGCUCCUCAAAGAAUCCGAAGACCGACACGAGAGAGAAAAGGAGUUUCUUUUGAAGGAAUCUAUGGAGUCUCAAAGAAUGUGUGAAAUGAUGAAGCAGCAGGAGGUGCAUCUCAAACAACAGCUAUCGCUGUACACGGAGAGAUUUGAGGAGUUUCAAACCACACUUUCCAAAAGUAAUGAGGUUUUUACCACUUUUAAACAGGAGAUGGAGAAGAUGACUAAAAAAAUCAAGAAGCUGGAAAAGGAGACAGCCAUGUAUAGAUCCAGAUGGGAGAGCAGCAAUAAGGCACUGCUCGAAAUGGCUGAAGAGAAAUCAGUCAGAGAUCGUGACUUUGAGGGACUGCAGGGCAAAGUGCAGAGACUGGAGAAGUUACGAAAAGCCCUAAAAGUCGAACGCAACGAGCUCAACAAGAAGGUCCAGAGUUUGAGCGGGGAACCAUGCGGAGAGCCUGAGCCUGACUCCCCUUCCCCUCCGCCCACAGACUGUCUGAUGGACCCCAACUCCUGCUCCCACCCCUGCCAUUGUGAACACGCCCCCAGCACAGACCACAACACUGAGCUGCUGACCACACGAGAAUAA